GUGGCUGUGACAGGGGCACACCYGGGGCAGGACCCAUGAGGAGUCAUAGAAGAUGCUCGCAGCCCGGGCGCUUCUGCUCUUCUUAGCCAUGUGGGUGAGAAGCACCUGUGGUGGGCCRCUCUCCUUCCGAAUAGCUGCUAUCCUUGAUGAUCCAAUGGAGUGCAGCAGAGGAGAACGUUUAGCCAUCACGCUGGCCAAAAACAACAUCAACCGGAGCAGCAACCGCUCCACCACGAGCAAGCUGGAGGUGGACAUCUUUGAACUGCUGAGAGACAGUGAAUAUGAGAUGGGAGAAACAAUGUGCCAGAUUAUGUCUAAAGGGGUGGUGGCAGUCCUUGGUCCAUCUGCCAGUCCAGCUUCAAAUUCCAUCAUCAGCAAUAUAUGUGGAGAGAAGGAGGUACCGUAUGUCAAAGUGGCUCCAGAGGAUAUUCUGAAGGUUCAGUUCCCACGCUUCACCACUCUGGACCUAAGACCGACUAACACCGACAUCAGCCUGGCCGUGGCCGGCCUUCUCACCUUCUUUAACAGCACCACCGCCUGCCUCAUCUGCGCCCAGGCCGACUGCUUGUUGAACCUGGAGCAGCUCCUCAGACAGUUCCUCAUCUCCAAAGAGACUCUGUCGGUACGCAUGCUUGAUGACAGCCAGGACCCCACCCCGCUCCUGAAAGAGAUUCGAGAUGACAAGACGGCCACCAUCAUAGUGGACGCCAACGCCACCAUGUCGCACAUCAUUCUGGAACGGGCGUCUGAGCUGGGAAUGCUGUCCGUCUACUACACUUACAUCUUCACCUCUCUG
Austrofundulus limnaeus is the source of this 796-nucleotide messenger RNA. Its product is annotated as glutamate receptor ionotropic, kainate 4. Lineage: Eukaryota; Metazoa; Chordata; Actinopteri; Cyprinodontiformes; Rivulidae. The record is from RefSeq and is a predicted model, not a curated record.